UGAUUUUAGUUGUAAGUCGGGAAUAAAACUCGAUCAACGAGCGUCUUCUAGUCACAGUUUACCGGUUGCCUUCUGACCGAUCAAUCGAUCGUUUUGAAGUGGUCUGACUAUUCAAGUGGAAUACAAAUUAAAAUAAUAAAAAAAUAAACAAACAAAAGAACCCUGUGCCAAAGAAACAAAAGGAUAUUUUGUGGAUUAAAUAAAUUAAUAUAAAAAAUAUUAAAAACAAAAAUAUAACUAUAAAAAAAACAUGUUUAAGUUUGUGUGUUUAUUCGCCCUAGUGGCAACCUCUGCUGCUGCCAGCCAUCAGGCCACCGAGGCUGAUAGUCUAUUGACAAGUGCCUUAAGAAUGGUCAAAGACUGUGGUGAUCGAUCAGUGGUUUUAUGUUUAAAGGAACGUGCUCUACAUUAUUUCGAUAGUGAGAACGGUGAUGUCAAAUUGACUGAUGGCAUUUCCCUGGUGAAAACUGAUGAUAUACCCGUUGGACGUUCUCUCAAUGACAUUGUUUUGCCCGAAGAAAAUGAUGCACGUGAAAACGAGGUGGAUUCAUUGUUGGUUGAACGUAUUGCACGUUUCUUUGGCACUCACACUCUGCAAUUCAAAGUACCCAAGGAUUCCGUACAGGAUAUGCAACGUGCCUUAGAAGAAUCUCGCGGCAAGAAGAAGGAGAAGAAGAAGUACUUGAUGCCCUUGUUGUUGCUCUUCAAAUUGAAAAUGGCUGCUUUAUUACCUUUGGCCAUUGGUUUCUUGGCUUUGUUGUCCUUCAAGGCUUUAGUUAUUGGUAAGAUUGCUUUGCUGUUGGCCACCAUUAUUGGCUUGAAGAAGUUGUUGGAGAAGAAGGAAAACUAUGAAGUUGUUUCCCAUCCCCAUGCUGCCCACUAUGAUGAACACAGUUACGGACGUGCGUUACGUGAUGCUCAAAAUUUAGCCUACAGUGCCUACCAGCAAUAAAGUGGGUUUUGUUAAAGCCAAACUCCGAUUUAAAGCUAUUAAAAAUCCCUUUACACCUCAAAACAAAGAGUAUUUCCCAAAUAUUCUAUGUUUUGUUUGCUAAUCAAAGUUGAUUUAAUGCUGAAAAUAAUUUAUUUAUUUUUUGCGUUCAAAUCUAAAAGCCUCUGGGAGUGCAAUACAUCCUGAUUUAAUUUAUUUAAUAAUUUUUUUAUAAUGUAUUUAUUUAUUUAUUUAAUUUAUUUAGAAGAAUGAAAAGAAAAGUGUGAAAAACAAACAAACAAAAA
Molecule: messenger RNA, 1236 nt
Organism: Calliphora vicina (urban bluebottle blowfly)
Lineage: Eukaryota; Metazoa; Arthropoda; Insecta; Diptera; Calliphoridae
Gene: Osi9
Product: DUF1676 domain-containing protein Osi9
Exons: 3
Coding region: 251-952 (233 amino acids)
Cellular component (GO): membrane
Source: RefSeq, a predicted model, not a curated record